CUAUAGCCUAAAUGAAGAGAAUCUCGAAAAUAUGACAUCUAAUACAAGCUUUUUUAAGGAAAUUAAAGACAAAAAUUUUUACUAUACUAAAUAUUUCGACAUGUAUGUUUAUGUAGGAUUGACAUGUGCUGUAUUUCUAACGUCGUUACCUUCUGGUUUUUUGUUAUACAAAUUUUUUACAAUUGCUUCUUUCAAGCUUCACAACAAUAUGUUUCGCUGUAUCAUUCGAACUCCGAUAGCAUUUUUGGAUAACAAUCCCGUUGGAAAAAUCUUGAAUCGAUUUUCCAAAGAUGUUAGUAUCAUGGAUGAUUUGAUUCCUUUCUUUACUUAUGUUUUGAUAAGGGGAUACUUAAUUCUUGUUGGCAUGUGUGUUGUUCAAGCAAUCGUCUGUCCUUAUCUACUUGUAUUAAUUGCUGUCCUUUCAAUAAUAUUUUAUGCUUUAUGGACAAUUUUCAGCCGAGUUUUGAAAAGCAUAAAACAUCUGGAAGGAAAAUUGAGAAGUCCAGUAUUUUCUCAUCUGAGUGUAUCUCUUUACGGACUAACAACAAUUAGAGCAUUUAAUGCUGAAAGCAAAUUUAAAUCUAUGUUUAAUAACUAUCAGGAUAAGCACACUUCAACGUGGUUCCUUUACUUGGCAUUAAACCGAUGGCUUUCCAUAUACGGUCACAUAAUUUGUUUCAUAAAUCUAAUUAUCACUGUUAUUGUUUUAGGUGUUUCAAAUAAUACAGAGAGUGCAGGAAGCCAAAUUGGACUUGUAUUGAAUUAUGGAAUACUAAUAAUAAUAAGUUUUCAGCAUAUUAUUGGAUUUACAUCCGAAGUGGAAUUUCAGAUGAACUCUGUAAAACGCAUUCUGAAAUACAGCAAUUUGAAAUCCGAAGCAUCCUACGAAAGUUUGCCUAAUAAACGGCCACCAUCUGAUUGGCCAGAAAAAGGAGAAAUUCAUUUCGAUAAUGUUUCAUUACAAUACUCCAAGGAUAAAAAUGUUGUGUUAAAAAACUUAACAUUUCAUAUUCGCUCCGGAGAAAAGAUAGGAAUUGUUGGGAGAACAGGAGCGGGAAAGAGUUCUAUAAUUGCUGCGUUAUUUCGCAUGACAGAGCCGACAGGAACGAUAACUCUCGAUGGUGUUGACAUUAAAGACAUUGGACUUCGAGAUCUUCGUAGUAAAAUAUCCAUCAUUCCUCAAGAUCCUAUGUUAUUUACCGGGCCACUUCGAAGAAACAUGGAUCCUUUUAAUGAAUAUUCUGAAGAAAUGCUGUGGAAAGCCAUAGAGGAGGUACAAUUAAAAGAAGUUAUUAGUAAAUUACCUGGAGGAUUGGAUUCGCAUUUAACAGAAGGAGGGCGAAAUUUCAGCGUGGGGGAAAGACAGUUAAUUUGUCUUGCCAGAACCAUUCUUCGCCAGAAUAAAAUUCUUGUUAUGGAUGAAGCAACGUCCAAUAUUGAUAAAAGAACCGAUUCCUGUCUACAGAAAAUAAUUCGAGAAAAAUUCAAAUCUUGUACGGUGUUGACAAUAGCCCACAGAUUACAUACAAUUAUCGAUUCGGAUAGAGUUCUGGUAUUAGAUGCAGGAAGAGUACAAGACUUUGACUCGCCGUAUGCAUUACUAAAGAACGUAAAUGGUAUAUUUUAUAAUUUGGUAAAGAAGACAGGAGUAACUUCAAUGAAUGAAUUAUACAAAAUUGCCAGAGUUAAAUAUUACGCUAAAGAGACGGUCGAGCAUACAAAACUAUAAAACAGUGAAUUUUAUUAUAUGUAUAAACUGUGUGGAUCUGGUGUUAUGGAUUUUUUAUUUCAUUUAGGUCUUAGAGUGGUAUUUCCGUACAUCACGUAACACAUAAAAUUGUAAAACUCUGAACAUUUGUUUGUAUAAGCAAGUUUUUCAGUUCAAUUUAUACAUGCUGAUCUUUUAUUGAGAUGUCAUCAGCAGUUUUUGAGAUAUUAUAGGCCUAAUGAGUAAAGUUAACAAUGGUUUAAUUUCAAGAAAGAAGUAAAUAUUAUUGUAUUAAACAAGAGAAAAAGAUUUAAGUGAAAUAAUUAAAACAAAAAUUUUGUUUACUACUUUAAUCAGAUCAAUCUUAGUCAAGAAUAUAAUUCCAAUUGUAAAUAUGUAUUCUUGAAAACUUUAGU
This is a messenger RNA of Centruroides sculpturatus (bark scorpion), 2124 nucleotides long. RefSeq names its product multidrug resistance-associated protein 4-like. The transcript has 11 exons. Gene Ontology annotation, molecular function: ABC-type transporter activity; ATP hydrolysis activity; ATP binding. Gene Ontology annotation, biological process: transmembrane transport. Gene Ontology annotation, cellular component: membrane. The record is from RefSeq and is a predicted model, not a curated record. Bases 32 to 1729 code for a protein of 565 amino acids. NCBI's taxonomy places the organism in Eukaryota, Metazoa, Arthropoda, Arachnida, Scorpiones, Buthidae.